CUUUUUUAUUUCCCAACAAGUUUGCGUUUCAAUCAUUCUUCUGCACUUCGAGCGAUCUGAAAGAUCAGGCUUUUGUUUCCCAUCGGUGUUCCGAUCCAGUUGGUUUGUUCCGAUUCUUCAUCGUCACUUUUGUUGGUUCUUUGGAUUUUGGGGGCUCCGCAAUCGAAAAGAAGGAAGAAAAUUACAUUGUCUAUCUGAGCAAAGUCCAUGAAGCCAGGAGCAUCUUCUUUGAAUCCAUACGCGGCCGCCUAUAUUCCUCUUUCUAAAAGGGAGGCGGAUGGUGGAACCUGUGUAGCAGGCGGUGAUUAUAAGAGUUAUGAGGGGCCUGUUGGGUUUCAGACUCCUCAGCAUACAACACAAGAUCAGCACCGCCUCCACCCUAGCACUCGUGCUUCUCAAAAGCUCUUUACUUCUCAGGCAUAUCAUGUGAAGGGCCAACCUGAAUCUAGUUCUUCCGGUUCAGUAGCUCAGGGUGCAGUUCAGAUGGCAGAUAAACAGAUGCUGGAUGAAGAAUCUGAUAUGGAUCUGGAAUAUCUUAGGAUGACGUUUCCUGGUAUAUCUGAUCAAUCCCUUAUCGAUGUCUACAUGGUCAACGGGGGUGAUCUGGAAUCUGCUAUUGACAUGCUGAGCCAGCUUGAGUUUGAUGGUGUCCAUUCAUCUGAAAGUCUUCCAGAGACACUGGAUAUCGGUGAUAUUUCAGAAUCUGGGAAUUUUGCUGAUUCUGCUUCAUUGAAGCUAAAGAAUGCGGCAGCCGAAGCCGGCACUUCUUCUACUCCCUCAGCACCAGCUACUGUCUCGUAAAUUGUUCAGAAAGUCAUACUCCUAUGGUGUUUUAAGAAGUGUAAAAUUAGGGCAGGGCUACUGAGGUGGGGGGGCAUCUCUCAUACAUGGUUCAGUUUCAUGCUUUUGUAUAGUGCUCAGCUUCUUAUAUUGUUGUGGCGAUCAAAUCUGAAUUGUCUCUAUUUUGCUGGGUUUGCUUGUGCAAUGUGCCAUGUGGAAUUGUGCAGCUUUCCAUUUUGAAAUGGACGGUCAAAAAGGGGAUUCAAAUUCAUCUGAGAUGAUAAUCUUCGGUGGGGAUGGAUUUGACUGCCUGUACAUUGUACCGUGGUCAGUAACUUUUGUUCUUUAUGCAAUAGAUUUCAUGCAGCAUCUUUAAUUCA
Messenger RNA from Neltuma alba, 1160 nucleotides. RefSeq names its product polyadenylate-binding protein-interacting protein 5. The transcript is spliced from 3 exons. Bases 208 to 801 code for a protein of 197 amino acids. The record is from RefSeq and is a predicted model, not a curated record. NCBI's taxonomy places the organism in Eukaryota, Viridiplantae, Streptophyta, Magnoliopsida, Fabales, Fabaceae.